AGCUUCUUCCGUCAUCUCUCCGCAUUCUGCACACUGUGUCUGUACGUCGACACUGAGAGGUCAUCCCCGGUGCACCGUUCGCAAUACCAUUUUCGAAAGCCGGAAGGUGAGGGUGAACCACCGGUGUGACUUUCAUGUGCAUCUUUCAACAACUGACGCCUACGUGUAGUCGCACAAAUGCAACCGAAUCAUAUCCUACGAUCUCAAGUUCGACUGACAGUAUGGCACUUCUUUCGAUAGAAGGCACUGCCUUCGAUGCUAGUACCUUACGGACCGCAUAUCGCGACAGUGUCACUAAACUUCCCGACAGCUCCGUCCACCGGAAGAUCAUUGAUAACUCGACAGUCGCGGAGCCGUGUCCUAUCUGUCUACAGAAUGGAGAUAUUGGGGUAGAGAUGGUGAUGCUUCGGUGCGAAUGUCCACAUUGGGGGCACGAGUCCUGCAUGGCUAAAUCUAUUUUCGAGACGGGGGGCUGCCCAACUUGCAGAGCGACUCAGUUCUCCUUCGAUACCGUGUUCCUCCUUUCGUCGGCGUGCACAAAUGGGGAUGUCAGCAAGGCGAGGCACCGGCUUGAAAGUGGCACACAUCACUCCUCCCGGGAUAUUUUCGACGGAACACCAUUGAUACGAGCGGCUCAGAACGGCCACCGAGAGGUGAUCCGCCUGCUCGUGGAGUACGGGGCUUCAGUAUCACAAGAGGAUAUGUACCACCAGACGGCGAUAUGCUGGGCCUCAAAGGAGGGGCACAGGGAUGCAGUUGAGGAGCUUCUCCUCGCCGGAGGAGACAUGUCUUACCUAGACUCGAAGGGCCAGACACUGUUACAUUUGGCUCUAAGGAGCGGGUCUGAGGAAACGGUGGCUCUUCUUUUAGAAAGGGGCAUAGCGGGAUCCGCUGCAGAUUCGGAGGGAGUCACAGCCCUCCAUCUAGCCGCAAGAGACGGCUCUAAGGAACUCAUCAAUUUGCUGAUCGACAACGGGGCAGAAACUGCAGCAAAGGACAAACUCGGACGUACACCAUUGCACUAUUGUGCGGAGUUAGACUAUGGCGCAGCAACAAAGCUGUUGGUCGACAGAGGUAGUUCAUUGUCUGCAACGGACAAUGCGGGGCGGACAGCUCGUGAGUUGGCCCAAGAGGCUGGAAGUGACCGCGCGGUGAGAGCCUUGGAUGGCGAACCGUUAUCUAUUAGUAUUAUAGAAGGCCGCGUAGUUUUCCUCUAG
This is a messenger RNA of Hymenoscyphus albidus, 1217 nucleotides long. NCBI's taxonomy places the organism in Eukaryota, Fungi, Ascomycota, Leotiomycetes, Helotiales, Helotiaceae. The record is from the annotation of a GenBank genome assembly.